Molecule: messenger RNA, 1380 nt
Organism: Exophiala oligosperma
Lineage: Eukaryota; Fungi; Ascomycota; Eurotiomycetes; Chaetothyriales; Herpotrichiellaceae
Exons: 4
Coding region: 1-1380 (459 amino acids)
Source: RefSeq, a predicted model, not a curated record
AUGGCGCCUUCCUGUGGGAUGGUGAUCGGCCCGGCGGGUCCCGGAAGGAACAGUUCGGCAUUCUCUCAACCUCAAGCACAACCUCAAGCACAACCUCGAGCACCACCGCGAGCACCACCACGAGCACCACCACGAGCACCACCAAUACUACUACAACUGUCGCUCCCACAAUUACUACUACAACCGUCGCUCCGACGACAACCACCACUACCAGUACUACUACAACUACCACUACAACUAAGGCUACCACGACGACCACAACUACAACAGUCUCUCCAACAACUACCACAGCCACCACAACUACCUACGUCCCAACAACUACAACCACGACUAAGGCGCCUACUAUCACCACCACCACGACCAACGUCACUACGACGACCACAUCUACCACCACGACUACAUCUGCAGCUGCCACAGGGCUUUAGGUCAACAACUCUGGUAAUGGAAGUUACUACACUUCUGGCUCGAAAACCUACUUUAUCGGAUGUGGCUAAUCGCUCUCGGGAACCGCGCUCAGCAGCACCAGUGCUGCAACGUUCGAGAGGUGCCUUUCUGCUUGUUCCAGCGUCUCAGCUUGCAACGCCGAGUUUGUCGCAUAUCGAACGGGUGCUGAAGGAUGCCCAGCAUAUGCUUCACCGUACGGGGUUCAUUAGCUGUCAGGAAGCCUCUGCGAAUUCCUUGAUGCUCCAUGGCCUGCGUGAGCUCGAUCCCGAAGGUGCUCUGAAAGUCAACAUGUACGCGCACAUCGUGUACGCACCUGACUGGAUUGCCGAGGAAGAAACGGAGUCCAUGCACAAUCUGAUUGAUAAUGCUGCCACCUUCAAAUCCAGCCAUGUUGAUACCCGCUUUGUCAAGAUAAUUCUUGAUGGAGGGCCGCUGGAUCUUUAUUAUACGCACGCUGGACUGGCAGAUGAUGGGACAGUCGAUGAUCAAAGUUGUUCAUCCUCAAUGUUCAUGAAGCCGCUCAACAUUCGAGAAGUGAACCCGAAUGGUCCUCGGCACGAGAUUGCCCACUGCUCGGGCGUACGAGACAAUGACUACAAGCGUUACAAGGAGUUGAAUGUAACGGCUGAGAUGUCACCGGCUUGCGUCUUCGUGCAUCCUGCCAUAGCUGCUAGUGCAGGGCUCAUGGAUUGGAACUUCUCCAAAAUGCGUGAAGCAGGUGCUCAUGUCACGAUUGGAAUCUCCCCUGCUGAGGGCGAUCCUGGUGAUCAACCACUCGCGCAGCAUAAUACGCCCGAGCAUGCGAACAAUGGUCCCUUACUAGCACCAAGAAGUCCAAUCAGUUUCUGUGGCCCGGUCACUGCGAACUCAGAAGUCGUCAGAGCGUGCUCCGCAAAAGCCGCGAGAAAAAGGCGCCAAAAGGGGGAUACUUCGUGA